AUGUCCCCUUACGAGAAAAACCCGCUUCCCUAUAUCCGCCGCUACAUCACCACCCACAGUAACGACGGCGAAUCAAUAUUUCUUUCCCAUGCGCAAGUCCCCGACUACCUCCCGUCGACACCAACUGGGGAAGAUGGCGAGAUUGCUUUGCUGUACGCUACUACCAGCAUGCCAGCCUCGGUUGACGCUGAGGCGGACAUCGCCAUGUACGACGAGUUCUUACAUCAACCUCCUGGAGUCACAGUCGAUAACGGAACUGUUUUCCGUCUGAUUGACCUCCGUCCGGGAAAGGCAACGCCGAUGCAUCGGACAGUGAGCGUCGACUAUGGUGUGAUAAUUGAGGGGGAUGUUGAUCUCAUACUGGACUCAGGUUCGAGUCGACAUUUGCAUCGUGGCGAUGUGAGCAUCCAAAGGGGUACUGCACAUUCAUUCCGAAACCGGAGUGAUACCAAAUGGUGUCGCAUGUUAUUUGUGUAUCUACCAAUGGAGAAGUUGAGUGUCCAAGGGAAGGAGCUGAAAGAGGAGGUAUAUGAUGAAGGAUUUGACAAACCGGACGACGAGGAAGGCGAUCAGGGAAACUCCACAUGA
Molecule: messenger RNA, 588 nt
Organism: Penicillium roqueforti
Lineage: Eukaryota; Fungi; Ascomycota; Eurotiomycetes; Eurotiales; Aspergillaceae
Product: cupin domain-containing protein
Exons: 1
Coding region: 1-588 (195 amino acids)
Source: RefSeq, a predicted model, not a curated record